AUGCAUUAUACCAAGUUCCUUAGAUCUCUCCUAACCCUCCUCCCGCUCACCAAAGCCCACGCAUCUCAACCACAGGCCCCAUCCCUACAAUUCCUGUACACAGCUUACGUCCUCUGUUCUCCCUCCAUCUAUGAAAUGCAAACACCCUCGGGAAUCCAAAAAGCAAUCCCGAUCAUCGGCGGAAAUUUCACUGGGCCCAGAUUGAAAGGUAAAAUCCUAGAUCUGGGCGCAGACUGGGGAUACACCGAUCCACAGACGGGGAUCUUCUCCGCGAAUACGAGAUACAACUUGCAGACGCAUGAUGGGGCGAAUUUGUUUUUACAGACUUCGGGCGCGCAACAGUCCAAUGGGGAUUUACAUUUGAGGAUUGAUAUUGCGACUGGAGAUAAGGAUUAUUAUUGGUUGAAUAAUAUUGUUGCGUUUGGGACUUUGAGGGGUGUCGCGCAGAACGAUGAAGGGAUAUCGACUUUGCGGAUUGAGGCUUGGCAUAUGGCGGAUGAGUGGAACUCCACGACGUUCGUUAAUGGGACUACAUAUCCGUAA
Penicillium pulvis is the source of this 543-nucleotide messenger RNA. Its product is annotated as DUF3237 domain-containing protein. The record is from RefSeq and is a predicted model, not a curated record. Bases 1 to 543 code for a protein of 180 amino acids. Lineage: Eukaryota; Fungi; Ascomycota; Eurotiomycetes; Eurotiales; Aspergillaceae. The transcript is spliced from 3 exons.